Messenger RNA from Scylla paramamosain (green mud crab), 2049 nucleotides. RefSeq names its product FMRFamide-related neuropeptides-like (gene SIFa). Lineage: Eukaryota; Metazoa; Arthropoda; Malacostraca; Decapoda; Portunidae. Bases 159 to 395 code for a protein of 78 amino acids. The transcript has 4 exons. The record is from RefSeq and is a predicted model, not a curated record.
CAGGUAGGUAUAUAUACAGGUGACGCGGCCUCGUCCCGUCCACUUCCCGUUGGGUCUCCACUCUCCGCGCACCUCGUGCCAGCACAGCAGCAACAGCAGCCCAGCUCGCUCCCUCGCUUUCUACAUCUCCAGACACACACCUUUACCUCCAAGCCAGGAUGUCCAUGCAGAUGCGAGUGGUCGUGGCGGUCGCGGUCGUGGUGGUGGUCCUGGCGCUGCUCAGUUCCCCCGUCAGCGCCGGCUACAGGAAGCCCCCAUUCAACGGAUCCAUCUUCGGCAAACGUUCUGGCUCUGAUGCUGUGUACGAACCCGGCAAAUCCCAGGCCCUGGCGUCCGUGUGCCAGGUGGCUCUCGAGGCGUGCACCCUCUGGUUCCCUGGAGCCGAGAAGAAAUGAACCACUCAGGUGGCAACACAUAACCUGCGGAGAGAGAGAAGAGGAGGAGGAGGAGAGCAGCAGCGUCACAGCAUCUAACUCCCAUCCACUGACCUUCCCAGCGCCAUGACCCUCGGAGGCAACACCACACCGCCACCACCACCAAGAGAGCAACACCUGGGCACCCACCAACACCAUCACCACCGCUGUAUAGAAGAGAAAUCGAAAGAAACUGAGCUUAUAUAAUCUUCUCGUCCCUCGCUCCCACGAUAUAGUGUUUGUGUAUUUUUUGAUUGAGGGGACGAGGGAAGGAGGGUGGGUGCGGUUAAUUAACUGUUUAAUUUGCGAUUCGUUUGUGUUGCAUGUGUUCUCCCUCCGCGGGUCAUGCUUUCAUUCUCUUUAAUUAAUUAGUGAGUGUCAGUUUCUCUAGAUAAAGAUAUAAAAGUGUUAGCAGAAUUCCUUUUUUUAUUGUAUCUUUUUUGUUCUUUUUAUCUACUUUGAUUAACUUAUGAUUGCCUUCACUGACCUAUCAAUCUCACUCUUCCUCCAUCCUUUCUUCUGUUCUAUUUCACUUUUCCCCAAUGCCACUCUCUCUCUCUCUCUUUCUCUUUAUGGAAUUAUACACCAGAUUAUCCUCACUCCAGGUCACUCUUCAACAUUGGCACUCUCACCUGGCACUCUAUUAUCCUAUCUGAUGUAUUUGCAGACUCAGUGACGAGAGGAUAAUGGCAUGGAAAUUUUUGUUCAAUAGUCCAUAAAUUGUAACUUCAUGUCUUCCCUCCUCCGGCUUUCUAGACUUUUAUUCCCUCUUCUUGCUUUAACUGUUCUUUUCCUUCCUUUCUGAUCGCAUAAUUUCCUACUCCCUAAUUUGCUAGACUUCUCUCCUUCUCCUUCUUCUUUAUCUCCAGGUUUUCUUUGCAUUCCUUCUUUCUCUUUUUCUUUAUUAAUUCUUUUCAACUUAUACUCUUUAUUUCAUUUGUUCUUUUCCAUUUUUUUUUAUCUCAUAAUUUCCUAAUCCUAAUUUUCUAGACUACUCUCUCUCUCUUUCUCCAGGUUUUCUUUGCACUUCCUCUUGCUCCUCCUCUUCCUCGCAGUGACGAUUAAGUCCACAUUCCUGAGUUGAGUUAUUGUAAAGACUCUCUGUGUAUCCCCGUGUGGAGUUAAAGUCCUCUGUGCCGGUGGUCGCUGUUGCUCGCCUUUCCCGUAACAUAUUGGUUAUAAUAAUAAUAAUAAUAAUAAUAAUAAUAAUAAUAAUAAUAAUAAUAAUAAUAAUAAUAAUGGUACAUCCCUUUUCUCCCUCCUUGGUCCUGCAUACGUACAUAUCAAUUGAGAGGAAGGUCAAAAAAUAAACCCAUGAAGAGGUGUACUCGUGUCAUUAAUUACCUUUCCCUCCCUACCUGUCUACCUCCCCCCACCACCAACCAAAAUAUAGGAAAAAGGAAAUAAAAAAAAGGGAAAUGAUUACUGUUCUCACCCUUCCCCCAACAAUAAAAAUAAAAGGUAGAAAAACAAAAUAACAAAAAGAAAACAAGGGCAAGUUUAGUGGUGCAUCAAAAUCUGGCUGGAUGUAUGUGAAUUAAAACCACAGUAAUGUACUCUCUCUCUCUCUCUCUCUCUCUCUCUCUCUCUCUCUCUCUCUCUCUCUCUCUCUCUCUCUCUCUCUCUCUCUCUCUCU